This is a messenger RNA of Durio zibethinus, 800 nucleotides long. The record is from RefSeq and is a predicted model, not a curated record. NCBI's taxonomy places the organism in Eukaryota, Viridiplantae, Streptophyta, Magnoliopsida, Malvales, Malvaceae.
CUAUAUAAGCCUCCCCAAUUUCAUUUCUCUAAACAAAUACACCAACUCCCCCACCUCUUUCUGUUUCUUUCUUUGUCUUCAAAACAUUUUUCCAUGGAGAAUUUGAUGAUCAGAAAUCAAACCAGAAUGCCUCCUUCAACCCCAUCAGCAGCACUGUCCAUUCACAAGGAUUCACAAACAAUAUCAAAGCCAAAGCCAAAGAUACGCAUAAUUCACAUAUUUGCACCAGAGAUCAUCAAGACUGACGCAGCAAACUUCAGAGAACUGGUGCAAAGACUCACAGGGAAACCAUCUCAAGAAAAGGGUUGCCAAAAGAAACUGAGAACUGCCAGAAAAGAUCAUAGUUUUUGUGACAGGCCAGUGGUAGCAGCUAUGGCGGCGAAGAAAAUGGAGCUCAGAACUGGGUUUCUUCCAGGCUUGGAAACAUCAGAAAGGGUUAAGGAAGAAGAAGGCAUGUGGACUAAUAUUGAUGAGAAUUCAGGUGGUUUCUUAAGUGGUUUUGGAGAUUUUGAUGGUUUUAUUCAAGAGCUUGGUGAAUUUCCUUUGCUUCCUUUGGAUGCUUCUCAUCACAUGCAUGGAUUUGAAGAAGCUCAGCUUGCAUAAAUUGAUUCUUUACUUUGUUUUUUUUUUUUUUUUAAUUUUAUAAUUGAAUGUUUGAUCAUUGAAGAUUAAUAUGCUGAUUUUGGGUGGCGUUAUUAGAUAGAGUUUUAACUGAAUUUUAUGGAUCUGUUUGUCUGAUCUCUCUCUUUAAUCUUAUUAUCUCUAAUGUAAAUAUAAGAGAUUAACUUAAUUAAUUUCCU